Messenger RNA from Perca flavescens (yellow perch), 3011 nucleotides. RefSeq names its product peroxisomal biogenesis factor 5 (gene pex5). The transcript is spliced from 16 exons. Lineage: Eukaryota; Metazoa; Chordata; Actinopteri; Perciformes; Percidae. The coding region runs from base 341 to 2269 and encodes 642 amino acids. The record is from RefSeq and is a predicted model, not a curated record. Gene Ontology annotation, molecular function: protein binding. Gene Ontology annotation, biological process: protein import into peroxisome matrix, docking. Gene Ontology annotation, cellular component: cytosol; peroxisomal membrane.
UUCCCUCAAGCCCCCCGCCCAUAUGACAAGCCGUCAAGCCCUGACAUCUUCUGGCGUAGACCAUUUGAGAAUACGAAACCAUCGCAUCGUUACGCGACACUCCAAGCGAUCGGUGAAGGGUUUUGUGGGUCAUGGAGGAGGAAGGUAAAUAAAGAGGAGCGCUAAUAACAGAUAGCGGCUGAUUUCAGACGGUUACCGGGAGGUUUGACACUGCGGCAACUUUUGUUGUAAUACGGUUGGAGAGGACAGACCGGAGAGGAGGGACUGUCGCUUCGGCUCCAGCAGCAGCUGUCGGCGUUCUCAGGUGGUCUGAUUGGGUUUGCCUCGUCCUUGUGUUGCCAUGGCGAUGCGGGAGUUGGUGGAGGCAGAAUGUGGGGGAGCCAAUCCCCUCAUGAAGUUGACCAGUCACAUGAGCAAGGAAGGGGGUGCAUGGCGACACCGCUCAACACCUACAAUUCCCCCCUCUCCGAUUGAAAUUGCAACUGAAGAAGAGCUGGUGAAUGAGUUCCUUCAAGCGCCCCCCCGGCCCCCACACACAUUUGACAUGGGUCAGCUGUUGGAGGAAAUGCAGCAGAUCGACCAGCAGAGCUACAGACAAGCUCCACAGAGAGCUCCUGAUGUGGCAGCGUUAGCCCUCUCUGGUGAUUGGACGGCCGAGUUCCUCUCAGGUCCUGACUCUGCCUCCACACCGGGGCUCAUCGCUCUUGGUGAUGCAGCAGAUGCUGAUUGGACAAAAGAAUUUAUCGCUGAGGCUGCAGAUCCUGGACGGUGGGCCGAGGAGUAUCUGGAGCAGUCGGAGGAGAAGUUGUGGCUGGGAGACCUGGGAGACAAGGAGAACGAAUGGACAAAGGAGUAUCAGCCAGGGGAGGAGCUGAGGCAGACAGCCAAUGAGCUUGUCUCAAAGGUUGACGACCCCAAGUUACAAAACACUGAGUUCCUGCGAUUCAUUAGGCAGAUUGGCGAGGGCAGUGUGACAGUGGAGAGCAGAACAGACAAACAGCUCAAAGAUAAAGCUCAGGCCAAGGAGGCUCAGAACUGGGCCUCCAACCUCAACCAGGUGUCAGAGGAAUCGGCUGAAGCCUGGGUAGAUGAGUUUGCCACAUCAGGACCGGAUUUCCAGCAAGCUAAAGCUGCAGUGGAGAGUGAUGUGGAUUUCUGGGAGAAGCUGCAGCAGGAGUGGGAGGAGAUGGCCAAGAGGGACGCAGAGAGCCACCCCUGGCUGUCUGACUUCGAUCAGCUACUCAGCACUUCUUAUGACAAGGGCUAUCAGUUUGAAGAGGAGAACCCCUACUUAACCCACCCAGACCCUUUGUCAGAGGGAGUGAAGAGGAUGGAGGCGGGGGACAUCCCUGGUGCCGUACGGUUCUUUGAAAGUGCUGUACAGAGAGAACCAGACAACCAGCUGGCAUGGCAAUAUCUGGGAACCUGCCAGGCAGAGAACGAGCAAGAAUUUGCUGCCAUCAGUGCUCUCCGCAGAUGUAUAGAGCUGAAGAACGACAACCUGACUGCUCUGAUGGCGUUGGCCGUCAGUUUCACUAACGAAUCGCUGCACAGGCAGGCCUGUGAGACUCUUCGUGAUUGGCUAAAACACAAUCCAAAAUACCGUUCUGUGUGGGAGCAGAAGGAGGGUGAACCCCAACAGGAUGGUGCCAGAGAAAGAGAGAAGGAGAGGGAGCGGUUCGGGUCACUGCUGCCGGAAUCCUUGUUUACUGAUGUCCAGUCCCUGUUCCUGCAUGCAGCCAACUCUGACCCCGCCCAGGUGGACCCCCAGCUGCAGUGCGGUCUGGGAGUUCUCUUCAACCUCAGCGGAGAGUACGACAAGGCGGUGGACUGCUUCAGCGCUGCUCUGUCUGUCACACCACAGGACUACCUGCUGUGGAACAAGUUGGGUGCCACACUCGCCAAUGGAAGCCGCUCAGAGGAGGCUGUGGCCGCCUACAGGAGAGCUCUGGAGCUGCAGCCUGGUUUCAUCCGUAGUCGCUACAACUUGGGAAUCAGCUGUGUCAACUUAGGAGCACACAGAGAGGCAGUGGAGCACUUCCUAGAAGCUCUGUCUCUACAGCGCCAGGCCGCUGGGGAUGGGGCAAGAGCUGCAAGGGGGCUUGGAGGUGCCGCAGCCACCGUGAUGUCUGACAACAUCUGGUCCACCCUGCGUAUGGCUCUCAGUAUGAUGGGAGAGAGCGCUCUGUACGCUGCAGCAGACCGUCGGGACUUGGACACAUUGCUGGCUCACUUCUGCCAGAGAGAGGUGGACGGCGGGACUGAAUGAAAAUCAGCCAGGGGAGGGCUUAUUGAGUGUGAAUGCGUUUCGCUGGGAGGUAAAUGUUUGGGUGAGUGAAUGAAGCGGAGAGGAAUCAGAGAGGUAAUGGUUACAGAGAAAUGGACAAGGAAGACACUGUGAAUUAUCCACCAUCCCUGAGACAUCAUCUUGUCGUCAUGUGCGCUUGAAUAACUUCUGUCAAAUAUUGCAGUAUUAGUGUCUACCUGGAAGACGCAGCCAGCAACAAUACAGUCAUGUCACUGUAUUUUACAUGUCUGACGGUCCUCACAUUUACUCUUACUCUGUUGAUCUGGAGAACUGGGUCUAAUAAAAUGUCACUUUUGUUGUUGAUUUGAAAUUUUUUUUCUCAGUGAAGAAAGUAAAAGAUGAAUGAUGAUGAAUGCAAUGUGGAUCGUUAUCAAGACACUCGAUGCUUUCACAGUUUUUUCUUAAGAGAAGGUUGUAAGUUGAACUGUAUACUCACUGCAAAUAUGUAGAUUAAAGGUACAAGGUGUUGCUGUGACAUUGAAAAGAGUACUGCUUUUUGUUAAAAGUGCUCUCAGCAGCAUUGGUCCGGUCCAGAGUACAAACACUAAUCAGAAGUGCUACAGCAAGUUUUUCCUUUUCUUUUCUUUUUAUACUUUUAUUUAAUUCUUUAGUAAUCAAGUAUCAGCCAGGAUAAUGAACUGACAACCUGUGUGUGUGUGUGUGUGUGUGUGUGUGUGUGUGUGUGUGUGUGUGUGUGUGUGUG